This is a messenger RNA of Staurois parvus, 241 nucleotides long. The record is from the annotation of a GenBank genome assembly. Lineage: Eukaryota; Metazoa; Chordata; Amphibia; Anura; Ranidae.
CACCAUUUUUAUCUUGGUGUCAGGCAGGGACAGACUGACCAUUCGAACACUCGGGCACUGCCCGAGGGCCCGGGGUCAGUAGGGGGCCCCAUUAAAUACCCCUGGUACCUUUUUAAUAGGCUUUUUUGAGUGUGGGCAAGGACACAGUGGCCCCAUGAUCCCCUAUUGCCUGGGGGCCCCAUGAGUUGUCAGUCCGCCCCUGGUUCCGCCCCUGAUGGUAAGCCACAUAAGUGCACCUCCA